Molecule: messenger RNA, 903 nt
Organism: Rodentolepis nana
Lineage: Eukaryota; Metazoa; Platyhelminthes; Cestoda; Cyclophyllidea; Hymenolepididae
Source: the annotation of a GenBank genome assembly
AUGUCAGGGGUAGAAGAUGGAGAAAUAUAUGGUCUCGUUAUCUGCAAUAAAUGGCCUCCAGAGUCUGUUGCACUAGAUAAAUAUGAUGUCAGUGCAUUAAUUAUCAAUAAUAAUGCUGAUGUAUCCUGCAAGUUUCUCUACGAAAACACAACCUCAGAAUUAAUCGAAGCGGAAUUUAUCUUCCCUCUUGAGUCAACUGCUGCUGUUUAUCAUCUUGAAGCUGUUAUUGGGAAAAAACGCUUAGUGGCAAGGUGCAGAGAGCGUGUUGAGGCGGAAGCAACAUACAACGAAGCUGUGGAAAAAGGUCAUACGGCAUUUAUGAUGCAGGAGGAUUUUCACAUGGGUGACACCUUCAAAAUGAAAUUGGGAAAUAUACCAGCUGGAGAUAAAAUCGAAAUUACGUUCAAGUACGUCGUGCCAUUGUAUCUUCGUGAGGUGGACACGUCGUUAGAACGCUUCAAAUCUCUAAAGGAACCAGUGGUUUGUGUGUUCUCGAUGCCGGGAAAGAUUGGUGCAAGAUAUGGAGCAAAUGUGCCAGCCUCGAAGUUAGCCGCAAAAAUGAAUUUCGUGGCUGAGAUAUAUGGUGCUGGCGGAAUACUUUCAGUGACUUCUCCUCAUCACACAUUUCAGGUGAACUACCUGAACGAAGAGAAGAGUCGAGCUAAAGUGUCUCUGUCAGAUGGUGUGGUUGUUGAGAAUGAUUUCGAGAUGGAAAUCGCAAUGGACAAGCCUCACAUUCUUGCAUCACCAUGUGAAAUAGGAAGUGUCGAGAAAGGUGGUUUCUUAGGAAUGCACUGCAUUGCUGCCUCCUUUUUGCCUAACAUUGCGCAAUCUCGAGCAAGUGAUGGAGACAAGUGUGAAAUAAUUUUUGUACUUGAUCGAUCUGGUGAGUCAUCCCCUUGA